AUGAAAUCUUAUGUAAUCGUCGGACCCUAUUCUCAUGAGAUUUUGGUGCUCGCAAGUUUCUCUUCAAUGUCUUUGCUACAGACCUCAAUGGGGCCACGGGCCGUCCGCCGUCCCGUCUUGUCGAUGGUAGGGCUUCUCCGUAGAAGAUACAGUGACGAUACAACUCAUUUUGGUUUCAAGACUGUGAACAAAGAGGAAAAGGAAAAAAUGGUGAAGGGUGUGUUCUCAUCCGUGGCCUCCAAGUAUGAUGUGAUGAAUGAUGCCAUGUCGUUUGGCAUACAUAGAUUAUGGAAGAACCACUUUAUCAACAGAAUUGAUGCGGGUAUGCGUCCCGGAGCUAGCAGACCACUUGAUUUUCUCGAUGUGGCUGGUGGAACCGGUGAUAUCGCUUUCGGUUUAUUGGAUCAUGCCAAAAACGCUCAUCAUGAUACUCAGUCUACGAUGACUAUUGCAGAUAUCAAUCCAGAUAUGCUUGCUGAGGGACAAUUACGGUACCAAAAGUCAAAAUGGAACGAUGGAAGUGACAGAGUGAAAUUCCUCGUUCAAAAUGGUGAGACUAUGGAAGAAAUCCCUGAUAAUUCCAAAGACGUAUACACGAUAGCAUUUGGAAUCAGAAACUUCACCAACAUUCAAGCAGGGCUUAACACCGCUUACCGUGUAUUGAGACCUGGUGGAAUAUUUGCUUGCUUGGAGUUUUCUCAUGUUGACAACCCACUCUUGUCUCAAGUGUACCAAGCCUACUCCUUCUCCAUGAUUCCGAUGAUGGGUCAACUUAUCGCCGACGAUAGAGACUCAUACCAGUAUUUGGUGGAGAGCAUUAGGAGAUUUCCAAAGCAAGAAGAGUUCAAGGGCAUGAUCGAGUCUGCUGGUUUCUAUGUUCCUGAACUGGGUUACGAAAACUUGACAUUUGGUGUGGCCGCUAUUCACAUCGGUGUCAAGCUCUAA
This is a messenger RNA of Meyerozyma guilliermondii ATCC 6260, 945 nucleotides long. RefSeq names its product 2-hexaprenyl-6-methoxy-1,4-benzoquinone methyltransferase (gene COQ5). The transcript has a single exon. Gene Ontology annotation, biological process: ubiquinone biosynthetic process. Gene Ontology annotation, molecular function: methyltransferase activity. The record is from RefSeq and is a predicted model, not a curated record. Lineage: Eukaryota; Fungi; Ascomycota; Pichiomycetes; Serinales; Debaryomycetaceae. Bases 1 to 945 code for a protein of 314 amino acids.